Messenger RNA from Aegilops tauschii subsp. strangulata, 979 nucleotides. Its product is annotated as ubiquitin-conjugating enzyme E2 2. The record is from RefSeq and is a predicted model, not a curated record. Lineage: Eukaryota; Viridiplantae; Streptophyta; Magnoliopsida; Poales; Poaceae.
CUUCUCAGCAUUGUUCACCAAAACAAUUGAGUAGGUGCCUUUCGGCAGGAUAUUUGGAUCACUUGCGUGCGUGAAUCGACCAGUGGCGGUGUUGUCAUCGCUGACUUUCCUCGACUCUCCUGUCCAAUCUUUUUGCCCCCCUCUUCUCUACAUAGCCUCCCUCCCAUCGCCCAGGCCGACCUAAAGCCGUCCAUUCCGUCGUCUCCAUGCUCUAGGACAACGAGCACGCGGGAGCCCACGUCUCCACCCCCACCGCCGGCCGCAUCUCAGAGAAUUUCGAGGAUGUCGACUCCUUCAAGGAAGAGGCUGAUGAGGGACUUCAAGCGGCUGAUGCAGGACCCUCCUGCGGGCAUAAGCGGGGCGCCGCAGGACAACAACAUAAUGCUGUGGAAUGCUGUGAUUUUUGGCCCUGACGAUAGCCCCUGGGACGGAGGUACGUUUAAGCUGACUCUCCAGUUUAAUGAAGAAUAUCCUAAUAAGCCACCAACAGUUCGGUUUAUUUCUCGGAUGUUUCACCCUAACAUUUAUGCUGAUGGAAGCAUAUGCUUAGAUAUCCUACAGAAUCAGUGGAGCCCAAUAUAUGAUGUAGCUGCUAUACUUACAUCUAUCCAGUCGCUGCUGUGUGAUCCUAACCCGAAUUCGCCUGCUAACUCAGAAGCUGCCCGCAUGUUCAGUGAGAACAAGCGAGAGUACAACCGCAAAGUGCGGGAGAUUGUUGAGCAGAGCUGGACGGCAGACUAAUAAGUUGAGCUCACCAUGUGUUAUCAUGCGGUUUCUGUACCAAAAUGUUUGUAACUAAAAUGACUGAACUCCGUCGUUACCACCUGAAACAGCAACUUGCUUUGUUGCAUCAUUUGGCUGGACGGUUGGAGAUUGCUCUGUCAUGGCCUGUGCCUAUACUGUCUGUAUCUGGAACACAAACAUUUUGUAACAUCUUGUGUGGGUUUGUAAUGUUGUAUCAUAUCGUAUUGAUUCUGAA